Messenger RNA from Sitophilus oryzae (rice weevil), 1073 nucleotides. RefSeq names its product farnesol dehydrogenase-like. Bases 226 to 981 code for a protein of 251 amino acids. Lineage: Eukaryota; Metazoa; Arthropoda; Insecta; Coleoptera; Curculionidae. Gene Ontology annotation, molecular function: oxidoreductase activity. The record is from RefSeq and is a predicted model, not a curated record. The transcript has 5 exons.
UUUUUAUGAAGAAUGUAUUUUUUUGAAAAUGUCAAUAAUAACAAAAUUCUUUUGUAAAGACAAUGCGGGGACAUACUGUAUUUAUUCUCCUUGUAUGGACAAAUAUUUUAUCUAUCAACGAAUUCAGAGCGUUUAGUUGUAUUUAAAUGCAACGUAGCCUUUUUCAAAAUAAAAUUCGGUGCACUUUUCUUCGCUACGUUAGUUCAGUUACAGCCACAUACAAAAAUGUCUCUUGAUAGGUUUAUUGGUAAAGUAGCUGUGGUCACUGGUGCAUCGGCUGGUAUUGGAAAAGCUACAGCAGAAGCUUUAGUGAAACAUGGAGUAGUUGUUGCCGGAUUAGCUAGAAGAUUAGACCGUUUAGAACAAAUAAAACAACAAUUAAAAAAUGAAAAAGGCAAAUUUUAUCCCUUCAAAUGUGAUAUAUCUGACGAAGACCAAGUCAUUGCUACCUUUAAGAAAAUUACAGACAUCUUAGGACCCAUUCAUGUCCUAAUCAAUAAUGCCGGCGUGGUACCCAGUACAGAUCUCAUCGAUGGUGAUAUUAAGAAGUGGAGACAAAUACUUGACACAAAUGUUUUGGGACUAUCAAUAGCCACUAGGGAAGCAAUAAUCAGCAUGAAAGCCAACAACAUCAAAGGGCACAUCGUUCAGAUAAACAGCGUUGCAGGACACGUUCCCCUGGAUUUUGCAGGACUAUCCCUCUAUCCUGCAUCGAAACACGCAGUUACUGCCCUAACCGAAACUUUGAGAAAAGAGGUUAACAGGAACGGACUUCCCAUAAAAAUAACAAGUAUCAGUCCGGGAUAUGUCAAAACGGAGAUAAUAAGCAGGUUUUCUUCCGAUGAACCUACGACGUACUUCGAAACCAGAGGAGGACUAGAGGUCGAAGACGUAGCUGGUACCAUUGUUUACGUUCUAUCAACUCCAGAGCAUGUUAAUAUCAAAGAAUUGACUAUGAUGGUCCAGGGAUGUGAUUUCUAAAAUAUGUGGGCAAGAUUUUCAUCAUUUUUCAUUUUGUAUAACUAUUUUAAUAAAAAAUACUUAUUUUUUGUAUGUUGUAAAUAAAAUAAUUC